UCUUGUUGUGCUCUCCUAUGCACAUAUCCACCUUUAAAGUUUCUGUUACAUUACAAAGAUUCAUCAAGCUAUUGUAUACCUGCUGAUCAAUCUGCUAAAGAUUUCAGAUUAGUUAAUCAUAAAGGGCUUGUGCCUCACACACUCGCGUAGUUUUUUAUAGAGCACUAAUGCUCAUUGCACUAUUGAUGCUGACCGAAUUUGCUGGUCCUCUAUAAAUAUCCUUGGUGCCCGGAUGGUUUUUCUACAAUUGAAACCAUAAUUUCAUAUAUUUCUUAGUGACAGCAAUGGAAACCAUAACAAACAGCCAGGUGAUUGAGAAACAAGAGUUAUCUGUAGAGAAGGAAGAGACAGACUAUUCUAAAAGAGGGCAGUGGAUUCGUGCAGCUGUGUUAGGAGCCACGGAUGGACUUGUGUCCAUUGCCUCGCUGAUGAUGGGCGUGGGAGCUGUUAAGAAAGACGUAAAAGCCAUGAUACUCAGUGGCUUUGCAGGCCUUGUUGCAGGUGCUUGUAGCAUGGCCAUUGGGGAGUUUGUGUCCGUGUACUCUCAGCUCGACAUUGAAGUGGCUCAGAUGAAGAGAGACAGAGGCCUUCAAGUGACUACAGAUGAUGAAAACUGCGAAAUAGAGAGGGAAAAACUGCCUAGUCCAUUGCAGGCAGCUGUGGCAUCCGCGCUUGCAUUCAUGCUGGGAGCCGUGGUUCCCCUGCUGGCCGCAACUUUUAUAGGAGAAUAUGUGUUGAGGCUUGAAGUGGUGGUUGUUGCAGUGACCUUGGCCCUGGUGGUGUUCGGUUGGAUCGGGGCUGUGAUGGGAGGCUCUCCGGUGUGCAAGUCUUGUGUUAGGGUGUUGAUUGGAGGCUGGAUGGCUAUGAGUAUCACUUAUGGAUUUACCAAGUUGAUAGCAUCUACAGGGCUCGACUCCAACCUUUAAGAAAAAAGCUUGUGUUAUUAACAAAUAAAUGGCCCUGGAAUCAGAACUCUUGGAUUGCUUGAACAAAACAUACAGCAAAUCUAGACUCUAUCUGGUGGGAAAGAAUUCUAUUUGUGAAUUUGUGUAAUUUUGCUUAUUAUAAUGGCUUUCUCCCUUCUACUGUAUUGUACUGCAGAAUUAAAUAACAAUAAUAUUUUAUCUUAUAAAUA
Molecule: messenger RNA, 1135 nt
Organism: Daucus carota subsp. sativus
Lineage: Eukaryota; Viridiplantae; Streptophyta; Magnoliopsida; Apiales; Apiaceae
Product: vacuolar iron transporter homolog 4
Exons: 1
Coding region: 285-926 (213 amino acids)
Biological process (GO): intracellular manganese ion homeostasis
Cellular component (GO): membrane
Molecular function (GO): iron ion transmembrane transporter activity; manganese ion transmembrane transporter activity
Source: RefSeq, a predicted model, not a curated record